Molecule: messenger RNA, 1110 nt
Organism: Eleginops maclovinus (Patagonian blennie)
Lineage: Eukaryota; Metazoa; Chordata; Actinopteri; Perciformes; Eleginopidae
Gene: nopchap1
Product: NOP protein chaperone 1
Exons: 4
Coding region: 195-641 (148 amino acids)
Biological process (GO): box C/D snoRNP assembly
Molecular function (GO): box C/D methylation guide snoRNP complex binding
Source: RefSeq, a predicted model, not a curated record
UUACUUAUUUGAUUUGGCUUUUAUAUUUGUUGUAAAAGCGGUGCGUUACAUUUUAGCGAUAUAUUAACAUUUACAUGCCGACCUCCCAAACCCUAGAGGGCGCUGUAUAAAUCAUUGCCUAGAUCUCUUACCUCCCACCGGAUGUUGGUCCCAUACAUCUCACACAUGUCGAAGAAAACACAGUCGGCUUUAAAAUGGAAUUAAACAUUAAGAAAACAACCUCACAGGAUCUGCUGUCAUGUGGCAACGGAGAAGGUCUCAGUGAGAAGCUUCUCCUCAAACCGAAGGCUGGCAAAUCCCUGCAGACCGAGAGAAUCCCAAGAAGCAGCGUGUUGGACCGGCUGCAGAGCUUCCUGCCACAGAUGGCCGAAGCCAACAAGAAGCUGAAGCAGCAGAUGGAUGAAGCUCCGGCUGGAUCCUUUGACAUAGAGAACGUGGGGGAGGCAGAGAAGGUCAUAGAGAUGGACUUGGCGCUUGUGGAACUCAGCGGGUCAGAUAGAGACUCCGACGAAUCAGAGGAGACUUCUGACUCGGAGGAGGAAUCGGAAAGCGACAUCACAGAGCCCAGCCUCAAAUUACCUGGAGACAAGGGCAAGAAGCAGAAGCCAAACAUCCAGGUUCUGCAUCAACAGGGAGAAUAGACAAAUGUGGCACAAGCAGACUUUUAGCUGAACAUUCUCGAGCGAUGUGGAUUAAACUGACUGAGCUGAAACCUUUGGAGGGGUUUUAACCUACUUCAGAGACGGAGAACAGGAAGCUGCUGUGUGGAGAGACACAGGCCGUCCUCAUCCCUAUGGGUACAAUAAUGUACAUUUGAGAGGUAUGAAAAAGUGCCUUUGGAGCCAGAACAGAAACUGUGAUAACCUCAUCCAGUGUGGCAUCAGCUGACCUCUCAUUGUCCAAUAUGUGCCACGGCUUAUUACUGUGGAUCACCUUGUUUAUUGCCUUGGUUUUCAUGUGCUUUAACACAGUAUUACAUCAGUUUAGACCACAGAAUGUCUGUGCUAACACAGGCACAGUCAUGAUCUUCUGUACAUAUAUAUGCUUCAUUCAGAUGUAUUGAUAUGUUAGCAAUCUCAAAUAAUGAUUAAAGGUGCAAUGUGAUCAGAA